AUGCCACCCAAAAGGUUUGCCCGUUUCCUUUCGUCCUCUUCAGUUUCACGACCCCAACGCCGUCAACGAGUCGGAGAAACCCCAGAACAGUUCCGAAAAGCUGCUGAGGACGUCAAACAGCAGCUCAAUCAAUUUCUCCCACCACGAGCUCCUGAUCCGCCGCCACCGCCACCACCCGAAUGGGCUGACAUCGUUGGUAACAAUGAGCAUGAAUGGAUCGAUGACCAUCAAGAGGAGCCUCUGGUUGAAGGAGACCACCAGAGACCCAACCGACAAAGACGCUAUCGAACGUAUUUUGACAAACGUCAAGAUUACUUCAAAGUAUGGGGCCAACUCGAAAAUCAAUUUGCAGCUACAUACCUAUAUUGUCAACAUACGACCAAAAAUUGGACAUCUGCUACUCUGAACACGUAUCUUGGAAUUCGGCCACCUGGAUGUAGUUGUACAUCUCAAGAUCUGUGUGAUGUUGAUUUAAUUGAUUUAAUUGACGCGAUUCAACUGCUUCACCAAGGAUAUAUCGCCAGCUCUCCAUCGACACCUCGCACUGCUUUCUCAAUUCGACUGAUCGAACAUUAUCAUUCAUUAUGGCUAGCAGGAGGUCUCAGUAAGGGUGCAUUUAUCGAAGGCCUCCUGAUCUCUGUCUCAGCUCGAAAUCGCAACCGGUUGUCUGUUCGAGGUCUCCAAGAAAAAACCCGUGCUCUCAGGGUUCAAGAAAACGACGUGAUCAUGCAAUCGACGGCCAACAUCCCAGUUGAAGGAGCACAAGUGAGAAGAUGGCUUUCAGCACGGAUGAAACAGGCAAUUUCAUCUGCGCAGAAAAGUCAAACGCUUUUGACAAAUCUCUAUACGAUUCCUAACCCUCACAAACCCGGACAAAAGUAUACCGAGGAAUAUUUUCUAGAACAGUGGGCUGCCGAAAGGAAAGCAGUGCUUGACCCUAAGGCUCAGCAAGAAGCGCAAAAACUAGAACUUGGUAAGCUUCUAUGUGACGAAGAGGAAAUGGACUUAGCUUGGAAAACCGUGGUGAGAACACCUGAGCAAGCCAUUGCUCGUGCGCGAUUGCUUGGAGACCUUCAAAAACAAAUCGAGAAUCAGAAGAAGAAGAUUGGUACAAACAGAAUCACUGAUGGCUUACAACAACAACACAUGAACCUGUUCUUGAAAGUUUGGUAUGCAAAAACCGCAGUUCGACGUCUCUACCUCUCUAUCAAGGAAGAGAAACGUCCCUUGGAGGUCGUACAACAGGUCGGAAUGGCUACCAAAUUAGGUACGCACGGCGAACAAAAGGUUCUAGCUGCAAUUAGGGCUCGCGCUGCCAAGUUGAGACCAGCCCUUGACAUAUACAAUCGACAUCUCGCCGCUUUCAAGGCCGCGUUUCCUGAUCGGGUUGCCCCCAAGGCCAUGGAUUAUAAGGAACUGUUGGCCUCAAACCCCGAGGAUCAGUUCUGGAACGAUGGUCUGUUCAAUUACGAAGAUGAGCCUUGGGCAUUCGAUACCCCUACUCAAGCUGGCAUGCGGGCAUUGGCUCGCUUGCGCCGAUGUAAUGAAGAAAAACGAAGGUUGCGAUGGGAGACUCGCCGCCUCAUGCGUUGGACAACUCAACAAUUUCAACAACUUCAAGAUCUUCUAUUGCGCUUAGGAAACCACAUCAAUGCCGGACAAGACCUCGCCACCGAUGCCCGACUCAAAUCUUUUAUGGAAAGCCCUGCCUUGACCAAACUAGCACCGAACAAGCGAAGAAUCACGGUAACAGUACUGGUCAGCAAGCAAUUUCACCGUCUAUGUCAACUGUAUCAUUCAUGGAACACACCUGUUCUCGAGGUCUUUCAAAUGGGUUUCCAGGCAGGUGAUGACGCCCUUGCUCGUGCGUGGCAUUACCAGAUGGCCCAAGUAACAUAUCUUCAAACUAACGACCAUAGCUCCAUGAUCCCAGGUGACUUUGAGGGAGUGAUCGAUGGAAUAAUAGCAUUUUGUAAUAUCACUUCAGACGUUCCAGGCGUUCCUAAUGUGGCCGGAGGUUUGGCAGAUAAGCCAAAUGAAAAUGACGAGGAUGAUUGGGAACUUGACAUUGAGGAUUUUUUUGAAAGAGAUUUGCACUUAGAAGAAAUUGACAUUGCGCUGAAUGAAAUUGCACUGGGUGAAGAUGAUGUUUGA
Molecule: messenger RNA, 2154 nt
Organism: Melampsora larici-populina 98AG31
Lineage: Eukaryota; Fungi; Basidiomycota; Pucciniomycetes; Pucciniales; Melampsoraceae
Exons: 7
Coding region: 1-2154 (717 amino acids)
Source: RefSeq, a predicted model, not a curated record